AUGCGCCGCUGGUCAGCCCGUGGCGCGCCGCUUCGCGUCGCGUCCAUCACAGACACGACCACUUCGGUCGCACCCAUAUGGUCGUCAACAGCAUUCACCAACACCAGCAGCAGCAACAGCGGAAGCGCUGCCGCAGUGGCCACCGUCUCUCUUGCUGAGCCACGUGCUCGCGCCCGUGAGCAGCUGUCCCCUGAGCUUCAGCAGCAGCUGCGCGCCGCCUACGAGGCCGGCUUCCAGCAAGGCUACAUGCGCGGCAUUAACGUCAGCGUGGACGUUGAGGCCCUCCCGCCCAGCGCCGCCGCAGCGGCCUCGGCGCCGGCGGGCGCAGCCAGCGGCAGCCGCAGGGGUGCGAGGGACGACAGCGUCGUGCGCAGCGUGAUAAAGGGGGUGAUCUGGCGCCUCUUCUCGACGACCGUGACGGUGGCCGUGGCGUUCAUCCUCCUGCACGAUUCCAUUGAGCUGAAGGAUGCGUUCGCGUUUGGCGGCGCGGAGUUUGUUGCAAAGUUGGUCAUGUAUGUGGCCUACGAGAGGCUCUGGCUGCACCUGUGA
Monoraphidium neglectum is the source of this 549-nucleotide messenger RNA. RefSeq lists its product as hypothetical. The transcript is spliced from 2 exons. NCBI's taxonomy places the organism in Eukaryota, Viridiplantae, Chlorophyta, Chlorophyceae, Sphaeropleales, Selenastraceae. Bases 1 to 549 code for a protein of 182 amino acids. The record is from RefSeq and is a predicted model, not a curated record.